AUGGCGUUGCAUCAGCUCAGGCGAGAUAUUUGUGCUUUACAGCUUUUUGCCGCCGGAGAUCAUUGUCACCCGCACUGUGGCAGCAAUAUCUGCUGUUCUCCAAGCAUGGCGGGGGCCACCUACACCGAAACCCUCGAAGCCUUCACCAACUUCCUAACCGCCUACAUCCACACCCUGCUCUACCUCCGCUCUCUCUAUCCAAGAACCUCUUUUGUACAUUCGCGGUUCCACAACACCUCCACCUACCAGUCGCGACACCCGCUCGUCUGCGAAUGGAUCCGUGACGCCAUUGACGCCGUGAAGACCGAAUUACUCGAUGGCACAGUGUCGCGCAUCGGCAUUGUAAUCUUCCACUAUGGGAAUGGGAGCAAAACUGAGAGUGCAGGUGGAGAGAGUAAGGGGACGGGCAAUGUGCAGAUCAUGGAGCGGUUCAUGAUCGAUGUAUCUACCUUCCCGAUGGUGAACAAGGAGGAGAGAAACGCGAUUAUAGAGUGGGGAGCAAGACCUUCAUCACAGGCAUCUUUACGCCGCGAAGACAGCGAACCGAACGAGCCCGCCUUCGAUAUUGGCGUCGACACGAAUCUUGCCGAGCAAAUGCGCGGCGCCCUCAUUUCCCUGACCACACGGUGCGCCCAGCUCAAGCCGUUACCGGACAAGUGCUCGUUCAACAUCGCCAUGGAGCUGAAGGACGAAGCAGACAUUGACCCGCCGAUUGAACACCCCCAGGCAUGGAUACCGGUGCAGCCGAGUCUGCAGAAGACGGGGCGGAAGGCUAUGAGGCAUACUGGGGUGGAUGGUGAGGAAGGCGAGGGAUCGACACAGGAGAGCAAGGAGCUGGAGGAUAAGAGGAAUAGAGGCGAAGAUCUGGGAGGAUUGCGAUUCACGCCGAUAAGAACUGUAGAGACAGGGACAUUCAGGUUUGAGACGUGGGUCGAAGAAGGACGUGCGAAAUUCGAAGACCUGGAUGACGAGACGUCAGAGUCCGCAAAGGUAAGCUUUGGAAAGCCGAAAGUCCCAGCCACUUCAAAGGAGAACACAAAAGCUAGCUUCUCGACAAGUUCAGGAGACAGUAUAAUGAAGUAA
This is a messenger RNA of Didymella exigua CBS 183.55, 1083 nucleotides long. RefSeq names its product DNA-binding protein. The transcript is spliced from 2 exons. Gene Ontology annotation, cellular component: zeta DNA polymerase complex. Bases 1 to 1083 code for a protein of 360 amino acids. Lineage: Eukaryota; Fungi; Ascomycota; Dothideomycetes; Pleosporales; Didymellaceae. The record is from RefSeq and is a predicted model, not a curated record.